AUGCACGUGCCAUGUGAGGCCAACAUCCUGGCGUCAUCCAAGGCGUGGCCUAUCGCCGCAGCCACAGCCGCAUUCGCAUCUUUUUCUCCAUCUCACCCGCCCUCGCGGCUCGCCAUCGCCCCUGAGGCACAUUCAUCUUGCCAGGGCCAGGGACAAACAGCGGUGCAAUCGCCCAAUCGAGACCCCCCAUCGAUCGCCGGAACUCUAUCCAACUCCUCCCCGACCAACGACGGCCCCAUCCGCGAGGAAAUUCUAAGCUCCUCCCCACGACUUUCUACAACCCACCCCAAAUCCGGCGCCUCCAAUAUUUUCAGGGACCACGUCGCAUCCGACUCUACCUACGACGACCAUUCCUUCGCACCCUUACAAUCCAAUUCUUCUACAAAGGCACCAGUCGCCGCCUCCAACCAUGACACGACAGACCCUAAAAAGUCUUCAUACGCCUCUGCGUCCCCCGGCAGCGAGAUCAAGCCCUCUGCUCCCAAGGUCGCGACGCAAAAGCCCAUGAUGGACAUGUCCAAGAUGUCCCUGUACGACAAGCUUGCAUACCAAUACCCCUACGAUCCCGAAACGCGCUUCCCGGCCUACAUCUGGCAGACGUGGAAGUGGACACCCGCCGAGCAACAAUUCAACUUCCGCGACCAGGAAGCUAGCUGGUCGGAACAGCACCCUGGCUUCGUCCACGAGGUCAUCACCGACAAGGUCGCAGUCAACUUGUUGCGCCUACUCUACGCGUCCGUCCCCGAGGUCCUCAAGGCUUACGAUGCUCUUCCUCUACCCGUCCUGAAGGCCGACUUCUUCCGAUACCUGAUCUUGCUCGCACGUGGCGGCAUCUACACCGACAUUGAUACCUAUGCCAUCCGUUCAGCCCUCGAAUGGAUUCCUGAGCGCAUCCCACGCGAGAGCGUUGGUCUCGUCGUUGGCAUUGAGGCUGACCCCGAUCGCCCUGACUGGAAGGAGUGGUACAGCCGUCGAAUCCAAUUUUGCCAGUGGACAAUCCAAUCCAAGCCCGGCCACCCUGUCCUGCGCGAGAUCGUCGUUCACAUCACCGAGGAAGCUCUGAAGCGCAAGAAGGCCGGCCUGUUGAAUAACAUUCUCGACAAGAACGUUGUCGAGUUCACCGGCCCAGCCAUUUGGACAGACAUCAUUUUCAAUUACUUCAACGACCCCCGAUACUUCAACAUGAAGGACUCCAAGGGAGCCAUUGACUGGCAAAACUUCACAGGCAUGGAGACAUCCAAGAAGGUGGGCGAUGUCGUGGUGCUCCCCAUCACGAGCUUCAGCCCCGGCGUGCAACAGAUGGGCGCCAAGGAUUAUGAUGAUCCCAUGGCCUAUGUGAAGCACGACUUUGAGGGUACCUGGAAACCCGAAGAGCUCCGCCACAUUGGCGAGCAAAAGGAGGACACUCCAACCCACUACGUAUGA
Messenger RNA from Colletotrichum orchidophilum, 1425 nucleotides. RefSeq names its product glycosyltransferase sugar-binding region containing DXD domain-containing protein. Gene Ontology annotation, biological process: protein N-linked glycosylation. Gene Ontology annotation, molecular function: alpha-1,6-mannosyltransferase activity. The record is from RefSeq and is a predicted model, not a curated record. Lineage: Eukaryota; Fungi; Ascomycota; Sordariomycetes; Glomerellales; Glomerellaceae. The transcript has 6 exons. Gene Ontology annotation, cellular component: mannan polymerase complex. Bases 1 to 1425 code for a protein of 474 amino acids.